This is a messenger RNA of Bombyx mandarina (wild silkworm), 4481 nucleotides long. RefSeq lists its product as uncharacterized. Lineage: Eukaryota; Metazoa; Arthropoda; Insecta; Lepidoptera; Bombycidae. The record is from RefSeq and is a predicted model, not a curated record. Gene Ontology annotation, molecular function: RNA polymerase II cis-regulatory region sequence-specific DNA binding; DNA-binding transcription factor activity, RNA polymerase II-specific. Gene Ontology annotation, biological process: regulation of transcription by RNA polymerase II.
UUGGCGGCCGGUCGUGAGGAUGGUGCGUUCUAUACGUAGACAAAGAAUUAUUUUUGUUUGCCAUCAUAAAGUAGAUAAUGUCGCCUGAGCCUACAAAAGUGCAGGUGGAAUACAUCAACGAGGAAAAACCUAUAAAGGAGGGCAGCGGCAGCCAGUCGCCCCUGGCCUUAUUGGCUGCUACUUGCAGUCGUCUCGGUGCUGCCAACAUGGGGCCCGAACAGCAGCAGUCAGAUAAAGAGCAGCAACAUCACUUCAGUCCACAACAACAACAGACACAACAGCAGCAAGUGCAACAGGCACAGCAACAGCAACAAGUGCAGCAACAGCAAGUGCAACAACAGGUUCAACAACAGCAAGUGCAACAGCAACAAGUACAACAACAACAAGUGCAACAACAACAAGUUCAGCAACAGCAAGUGCAACAGGCACAACUUAUACAACAACAAGUGCAAGGUGACGCAGCAACAAUAGCUGCAAUACAACAACAGUAUUUACAACAACAGCAGCAGCAGCCGCAGUUAAGGGUUAUUAGUUCUGCUGUAGUGCAGCAGUUGCGAGCUCAAGGAUUAUCAGGCAAUGAGUUGUCGGCGGCUAUUGUGAAUGCCGCGAACAGUGUUCCGAAUGGCAUUCAAGUUCAGCAGCCACAGGUUAUUUCUAUGCAGCAGCUGCAGUCGCUACUGGGCGGCGGCGUGGUGCCGAACGAAAGUGCUACAUAUCAGAACUCACCGCAACAACUCUUGCAAAUACAUCCGCAACUGUUGCAGCAACAACCGGGCGGAGUGUACGGCGGUUGCCUGGUGGGCGGCGUGGCUCCCAUGCAAGCCGUCACCGUCGACGGGCAGGAUGCUCUCUUCAUACCAGCACAACACGCUCAGAACUUCUCCGGUAUGGGACAAGUCAGUCUCGUGAACGGACAGCUGGUCAGAACGCCGGUACUGCCGGCUGGCUUCCUGCAAAACGUCAUGCAUCUACCAACAGGGGGCGGCGUGGCGGUCCGCGGGGGCAUGGUGCCCGUGCAGGUGCCGGUCAGUGCCAACGGGCACACGGUGUACCAGACGCUGCAUUUGCCGCUGCACGCCGCGCACCACGCGCCGCACCAUCUACAGAUCAUACCGCAGCUGCAGCAGAUGCAAGCGCAGCCGCAAAUGGCGAACGUCCUGACGCCGUCCGGUCAGAUUCAGCAGAUCCAAAUAGCAUCGUUGGGUAAUCAAGGGGCUGGCACACAGGCGGCCGUGAGUUCGGCCUCCACACCUACCACGAUAACACUGCAGGUGCCAACCCUAGGCGUGGGUGGAGUAGGCGGCGCUGUUCAAUUAGUACCAGCCCUGGGACUGCCGGGUGUUCAGUUCGCGCAGAUACAACAACAACAACAACAACAGCAACCGCAGCAGCAGACCGUUAAUAUUGGGCAACAAAUCCAGCAAGAUCCAAAUGAGCCAGGCAAGUGGCAGGUGGUGACUGUCAGUACGGCAAGCAGUACUGCAGCAUCACCUCAAGAAUGUGAAGCAGCCAAACAAAGAGCAGAAAGCCCCAACUCUUCAAAAAAACACAUGAAGCGAGUAGCUUGCACCUGUCCUAACUGUGAUCAGGGAGAGAAUCGUGUUGUCGACCGCAAGAAACAGCAUGUGUGUCACAUUGCUGGCUGCAACAAGGUGUAUGGAAAGACAUCUCAUUUACGAGCUCAUCUCCGUUGGCAUUCUGGAGAGAGACCCUUCUUGUGCAAUUGGCUGUUUUGUGGAAAAAGGUUUACCAGAUCGGAUGAAUUGCAAAGGCAUCGUAGAACACACACAGGGGAGAAACGGUUUGAAUGCCCUGAGUGCAGUAAACGUUUCAUGCGGUCUGAUCACCUAGCCAAACAUGUUCGGAUCCAUACGAAAAAUAGAAUUACGGAAGUAGCAACAUCGACACAAUCAAUGUACUCUGAUUCAGGUGAUGAUAGUUCAGAUGAGAAAAUGAUGUUGACUAUAGAGACCAUCCAUCCUGAGGGAGAGAGCGAAGAUAAACUUGUCAUGAUCCGUCCUGGACCGAAGGUUGAACCGGAACAACUGGACAGCUAGGACGAAGACAGCGACGAGUAAACGUCGUCGCUGUCAAAAUGAAUAAAGUUAAUACUACUGUGUAGUAUGUUUAGACUUGCAGAACUUGAGGGAAUCACAUAAACGAUAUUGUGAAACAGUGCACGCUUGUGGAAUUUAUGUUCUAGGCCAACAAGUCUUUAGUACAACAAAACAUUGUGUUCUCACGGUUAGCAGUUUAUUGGUAAUAAACUGUUAUUGGUAAUAAACUGUCUAAUUAAUUUGGUAUAGUUGACAGUUUGGUAUAGUAUGGGCGACUUCUGCAUUGAAAUCGCAUGCACAAUACAUACCCAAUUUCCCAACUUCAAAGUGUUGAACAUGAGCUUAAACUUCAAAUGUGCUAUCUGCCUAGCUUAAAAUAAAGUACUACGAACAUGAAGUGAGUGUUAAUAGGGAGUGCAUCAGUUAUGAAAUAAUCGUGUUUUUUUUAUUAGCUGUUUGCUAACUGUAGUUCGAUGAGUGAAAAUUUUAAAAAGUUGUGUUAAAUAUUAAUCGUUACAAAAGAGUUAUGAGUUAAUAUGUUUUUUAAACAUAAGCAUGUAUAUAGAUUACUCGAAAUUCAAAUUUUGUUUUUGAAUGAAACGUGUACUGUUGCAAUCUAUUUAUAUGGAAAAGUCGUGCAAAAUUUGGUGAUAUUAAAUUUGACUGAAAUAAGGGACUAUUGAAUGUUAAUUGAAUGAUAAGGGGUUAAAUUUAAAGUAUUUCAUAAGAGAGUAAUAAUAAUAAAAAUUGUAAAUAAAAUAUUUUUGUCACUGAAACACUGGUAGAAGAUGUCUGUAGUGGAUUUAAAAUGUAUAAUAUUAAAAAAAAAAAUCAUUUCCACAAGUAGCCAAAGUGUGGUAGUAUUUUUAAUGCUCUUUAGAUUUAAGAUAUUUCGAGUAAAUAAAAAUUCUGGAGAAAAUAAUUUUAAGUAAAUGCUGCAAAAUAUUUUCGGAGUGUUAAAAAUUUUUCUUCAUUUUUGAGGGAUGAAAAAAUAUCAGAUCGCCGAUUAUUUAUGUACAGUGUAUCCAUCUUAUAUAAGAAUUAUUUCGAUAACAAAUAAUAUGUUCAUCUGUGAUUCGAUAAUGAAAUUUUUACAGGCCUGUCAGUGCUCAUGUUCAUAAGAAAAUGGGAAUGUAUGUAAAUGCACAAUGUUUAAUGUAUGGUGUUAUUUAGGUACUUAAUAACAACUUUUUAUUGAGAUUCAGGGCAUUGAGUCAUUUUAACUAACACACAUUUUAUGAGUAUGUAAAUAAACCAUUACUGUAGCGUGUAAUAUGUGGCUGAAUUAAACACUUAUUUCAUAGCAGAUUAGUAAUAAAAAUAAAUGAAAAUUAUUAUUUAACUUGGUUGCUACUGUAUAUUGUACUUAUAAGGUAUUAUUUCGAGAUGUGACUUAUUACUCGAUUUUUACUAAUCGACUUGUGUUUAAUGCCAACGUGUAUACUUAGCUUGUUCUUCUAUAUGUUCAUAUGAAGUUAAAUUUGUAGGGUUGAUUCAAUUUCAAUUGGAUUUAAUCUAACUGUAAAAUAUAUUCAGGCAUUAUAUAUGAGUGACAAUCUGUCAGUUUUUUAACUACCAACUAAUAAUUAUGUUCUGAUAAUGUGAAUGGCAACCAGAUCAUUUUGCGGACACUGAAAUAUAAAUAAAAUAUAUAUUAUGGUUUACUUUUUUUAUCCAAUUUUAUUUACAUUAGUGAGGCCGACUAGUAACAGUAAAUAAUAAAACAUUCCAAAACUUCGAACUCUAAAAAAAAACAAAAAGAAUUAUAGGAUUAAUUCCGUCAAAGUUAAGUGUGCCUGCAUGGUGGACAUAAAUCACUUUUUUUGAAGCUAUGAUAGUGACAUUUGCUGACAUAUUUAAUGUUAGAGUUUGUACGAUGUUUAUUAUUAGUUUUUAUUUACGAACACACACACUAACCCAUACUAACCUUAUGUAGUAAAACCUGUAUGUACUAAUUUAGUGCUCAGUGUUCUUGUUGAAAGAAUCGGCAGUAGGUAUAUCCCCACUUUAUUUAACAAGCACUUGACGCUUGUUGAUUAUAUGAAACUCCAGCAGGCGUUAAGAAUUGAAAUGCAAUAAAAUAGUUCGUCUUGAAAAAAAUAUUAUGUUAUUAAAUCAAGCUGCACUACAUAUAAAAAUUGUUGACGAAUUAAUAUAUGUUUUCCAUAUGCAUUAGAUAAAAAUAAUAAAUGCUUAGUACAAGCAAAAGUGUGAGCCGGUUACUGUUUUAAUAUUUACAUAUGUCUCUUUACAUCGAAUCAUGUGGUGGGUCCAAAUUUAUAAACGAAUCUGGCUAAUUAUAUAUUGAAUGUAAAUAAAAUUAAUUAACAAAACAUCAGGAACGCAUUAAUUUUCUCUAAGCUGUGUAUAUUAAUUAUGCUAAACGUGUAAGUGUAAAAAUGGUUUUAUUGUUGGACUUGUUAA